This is a messenger RNA of Colletotrichum higginsianum IMI 349063, 552 nucleotides long. Its product is annotated as 50s ribosomal protein l12. Lineage: Eukaryota; Fungi; Ascomycota; Sordariomycetes; Glomerellales; Glomerellaceae. The transcript has 2 exons. Gene Ontology annotation, molecular function: structural constituent of ribosome. The record is from RefSeq and is a predicted model, not a curated record. The coding region runs from base 1 to 552 and encodes 183 amino acids. Gene Ontology annotation, cellular component: ribosome. Gene Ontology annotation, biological process: translation.
AUGGCGCUCUCUUGCAGAUACGCAGCCCAGAGCUGCGCCCGUCAGCUCCGUGCCACCGGCUCGCUGCGUGCCUCGACAUCCCUCUUCCAGAUCCGAACGCCCGCCACCGCACGAAGACACAACUCCACCGAGGCCGCCGCUCCCACGAACCCCAAGAUCGCCGCCAUCGUCGACCAGAUUAGCACCCUUACCCUUCUCGAGACCGCAGACCUCGUUUCAAGCUUGAAGUCCAAGCUGAACAUUCCCGAUCUUCCUGUCGGUGGUUUCGCCGCCGCUCCCGCAGCAGCCCCUGCCGCGGCUGCGGAGGUCGAGGAGGCUGCGCCGGCGGCCGCCGAGAAGAGCGUCUUCAACAUCAAGCUCACGGCCUUUGACGCGGCCGCGAAGGCCAAGGUCAUCAAGGAAGUCAAGAACCUGCUGGGUCUCAGCUUGGUGGACAGCAAGAAGUUCGUCGAGAGCGCGCCGAAGCUGAUGAAGGAGAACGUGGCCAAGGACGAGGCUGAGAAGAUCAUCGCCACGAUGAAGGAGCUUGGCGCCACCGUCACCAUGGAGUAA